CGGCGGAAGCGGAAGUGACGGCAGAGGCGCGCGAGGCCGAGAUGGCGGCGGCGGUGGUGGCGGCGGCGACGCGGCUGCUGCGGGGCUCGGGCGCGUGGCGCCGCCCGCGGCCGAGGUGCGGCGCGCCCCCGAGCAGGCCGUUCAGCAGCGGCGGCGCGUACCCCGGCGUCCCGCUCUCGCUCCCCCUGCCCGGCGUCCCCAAGCCUGUGUUCGCCACGGUGGACGGGCAGGAGAAGUUCGAGACCAGAGUGACCACCCUGGACAACGGCCUCCGCGUGGCCUCCCAGAAUAAGUUCGGGCAGUUCUGCACGGUGGGAGUUCUCAUCAACUCGGGGUCGAGAUACGAAGCGAAGCACGUCAGCGGGAUCGCACACUUUUUGGAGAAGUUGGCGUUUUCGUCCACUGAUGAGUUUGGCAGCAAAGAUGAGAUCCUGCUUGCCCUGGAGCAACACGGCGGCAUCUGCGACUGCCAGACCUCGAGGGACACGACCAUGUACGCUGUGUCUGCCGACGUCAGGGGCCUGGACACGGUGGUGGGCUUGCUGGCUGGCGUGGUCCUGCGCCCCAGGCUGACAGAUGAGGAGAUAGAGAUGGCGCGGAUGGCUGUCCAGUUUGAGCUGGAGGAUCUCAACAUGCGGCCGGACCCUGAGCCGCUCCUCACAGAGAUGAUUCAUGAAGCGGCAUAUCGGGGAAACACCGUCGGCCUCCACCGGUUCUGCUCCGUGGAGAACAUAGCCAGGAUCAACCGCGAGGUGCUGCAUGCCUACCUGAGGAACUACUACACCCCCGACCGCAUGGUGCUGGCGGGCGUGGGCAUGGAGCACGAGCACCUGGUGGAAUGUGCCAGGAAGUACCUCCUGGGAGCCCAGCCGGCCUGGGGGCAUGGGCCGGCGGGAACCGUGGACCGCUCGGUUGCACAGUACACGGGCGGGAUUGUCACGCUGGAGCGAGACAUGUCGAACGUCAGCCCUGGGCCCACUCCGUUCCCCGAGCUCGCGCACGUCAUGCUGGGCCUGGAGAGCUGCUCCUUCCUGGAGGCCGACUUCAUCCCCUUCGCCGUCCUCAACAUGAUGAUGGGGGGUGGCGGCUCCUUCUCAGCGGGUGGCCCGGGCAAGGGCAUGUUCACCAGGCUCUACCUCAAUGUGCUCAACAGGCACCACUGGAUGUACAGCGCCACCUCUUACCACCACAGCUAUGAGGACACAGGGCUCCUGUGCAUCCAUGCCAGCGCCGAUCCCCGCCAGGUGCGGGAGAUGGUGGAGAUUCUCACUAAGGAGUUCGUCCUCAUGUGCGAGGCGCCGGACGAGGUAGAACUGGACCGCGCCAAGACACAGUUGAUGUCCAUGCUGAUGAUGAACCUGGAGUCUAGGCCUGUCAUCUUUGAGGAUGUGGGGAGACAGGUGCUGGCCACGCAGUCCAGAAAGCUGCCCCAUGAGCUGUGCGAGCUGAUCCGCCAGGUGCAGCCCAGCGACAUCCGAAGAGUGACUGCCAAGAUGCUGCGCGGGAAGCCUGCGGUGGCUGCCCUGGGCAACCUGGCUGGCCUGCCCAGCUAUGAGCACAUCCAGGCGGCCCUGUGCAAGAACGGCCGCCUGCCCAGGACCUACCGGCUCUUCCGCUAGAGCUGUCCACGUGGUCUGUGGGGGCAGCUCAGGCUCCAGCCGGGGUGUGUCCGAGGCUUGGGUGGGCUCUGCCCACCACCCCAGGGAACCCUGCUGGGUUUGCAGGAGCAUCCUCGAUCUCGCUGUGCAACUCGUCAGUGAGCCCACUCAGAGUGCGCAUGUGUGUGUGUGUGUGUGUGUGUGUGGCGGGGGGCCAGCUUGGGGCCUGGGGUCACCUGCCGUCACCUGCCGCAAGGAGCAUGGGAUGGGUCACAGCCUGCGCGGCCUUGCUGGAGGAGAACCAAGAAGCCCAGUUCCGGGUUGGGGGCUGCUGCAGUGAGGGGUUCUGAGUCCCAAAACAAAGCCUCCGGAAGCCUGGCCUUGCAGUCAGGUGGGUGAGGUUUGAGGGCUCGAAUAAACACCUCGAGAACAGAACUCUCCGCUGCCUUCACUUCGCUGCCCU
Messenger RNA from Sorex fumeus (smoky shrew), 2061 nucleotides. RefSeq names its product peptidase, mitochondrial processing subunit alpha (gene PMPCA). The transcript has 12 exons. The record is from RefSeq and is a predicted model, not a curated record. Gene Ontology annotation, molecular function: metalloendopeptidase activity; metal ion binding. The coding region runs from base 42 to 1619 and encodes 525 amino acids. Gene Ontology annotation, cellular component: mitochondrion. Lineage: Eukaryota; Metazoa; Chordata; Mammalia; Eulipotyphla; Soricidae.